Messenger RNA from Maylandia zebra (zebra mbuna), 2391 nucleotides. RefSeq names its product calcitonin receptor-like a (gene calcrla). Gene Ontology annotation, molecular function: calcitonin gene-related peptide receptor activity; calcitonin receptor activity; adrenomedullin receptor activity. Gene Ontology annotation, biological process: adenylate cyclase-activating G protein-coupled receptor signaling pathway; cell surface receptor signaling pathway; angiogenesis. Gene Ontology annotation, cellular component: plasma membrane. NCBI's taxonomy places the organism in Eukaryota, Metazoa, Chordata, Actinopteri, Cichliformes, Cichlidae. The record is from RefSeq and is a predicted model, not a curated record.
UGCCGAGCUCGCCACAGAUCGCAGGUCCUCAGCUGUAGCCUACAGUGUGAUGUAACAGGAAGUAGUGGGUUGCCUUCCAACGUCAACCUGACAGCCGUCUGAGCUGCGCUCAUUGAGCGCCGGAGGUCCACCGUGUCCAGUUCUCUGCGCUGAAGCCGAGGAGGAAAAGACGCUUUGGGGGACUGCUCUGAGAGUUUAUUGCGGUUCCUGCCUCUGCGCUCCGGGUGGAUUUUACUCUGUGGUCUGCAGUUUGUAAAUCAUCGUCCAGCUCUGAAAUGGCUGACAGGAAGUUGGAUGGCUUUGGACAGAUUUGGAUGGUAGCGCUUAUACUGCUGUGUAAUCCAGCAGCGUUUAUGGUGAAGGCAAGUCUGGCGAUCAAUGAAACCCAGCAGCAGGCUUCAACCAGUGUCUACAAUGACAUUACGGUCACCAGGAACAAGAUAGUCACAGCCCAGUUUGAGUGCUAUCAAAAGUUAAUGAAAGAAAAUACCCACAGCAGACAAGAACCUGUGUGCAAUCGCACGUGGGAUGGCUGGCUUUGCUGGGAUGACACCAAAGCAGGAGUUACAUCCGAGCAGCACUGCCCGGACUACUUCCAGGAUUUUGAUCCAUCAGAGAUGGUCACAAAGAUUUGCACUGACAGUGGUCAAUGGUUUCUGCAUCCGGAGAGCAACAGGACAUGGACCAACUACACCCGCUGCAAUGAGCACACUGUAGAAGGCAGAAUGACUGCAAUGAACCUUUUCUACCUUGCCCUCAUAGGACAUGGGCUGUCUCUGACUUCCCUCCUCAUCUCCCUAGCAAUUUUUUUCCAUUUCAAGAGUUUGAGCUGUCAAAGGAUCACCCUUCAUAAGAACCUCUUCUUCUCUUUUGUUCUGAACUCUGUGAUCACCAUCAUUUUGCUGACUGCAGUGGCCAACAACCAGGAGCUCGUGCAGAGGAAUCCAACAAGCUGUAAAGUGUCCCAGUUUAUUCACCUGUACCUGUUUGGCUGUAAUUACUUCUGGAUGCUGUGUGAGGGGAUAUAUUUGCACACUCUCAUCGUGGUGGCAGUGUUUGCUGAGAAGCAGCAUCUGAUGUGGUACUAUCUCCUAGGAUGGGGCUUUCCUCUUAUCCCAGCCACCAUACAUGCCGUCGCUCGGAGCUACUACUACAACGACAACUGCUGGAUUAGCUCAAAAACAUCACUGCUCUACAUCAUCCACGGCCCCAUCUGUGCUGCUCUUUUGGUUAAUUUGUUCUUUCUACUCAACAUCGUGCGAGUUCUCAUCACCAAACUGAAGGUGACCCAUCAAGCAGAAUCAAGUCUGUACAUGAAAGCCGUGAGAGCCACGCUCAUCCUGGUCCCUCUGCUUGGAAUUCAGUACGUCCUGCUUCCCUACAAGCCAGAGGGACGGGUCUCUUCGGAAAUAUAUGACUACAUCAUGCACAUACUCAUGCAUUACCAGGGUCUGCUUGUGGCCACCAUCUUCUGCUUUUUCAAUGGAGAAGUCCAAGCUGUUCUGAGGCGGCACUGGAACCAGUAUCAUAUCCAGUUUGGCAGCAGCAUAGGAAACCACUCGGAUGCCCUGCGCUCAGCUUCCUACACAGCUUCCUCCAUCACUGAGGUACAGGGCUGCUACAGCAUCGACGGUCACUCGGAACACAUGAACGGCAAAGGCUGCCACGACUCAGAUGCCUCCAUACUCAAGUCAGACAGCCCCUUCGCCUGACACAAACAGUGCUCUCAGACUCUGUCCAUCCCACCAUCACCCUUAAAAUCUGCCACAUGCUUGGAGCUCGCCAUCCAGGAAAACUGGCCACUUCCCAUAGAUACAUAGAGGAAAACGAGUGAGGGGGAAAAAGGAUUGUCCAUCCGGGCUGUCAUGCAUCUGAAGGAAAUUAUGACUUCUUAUCCACACCAACACAGGUCCUUUAACUGUACUGUACGGUGAGCUUGAUACAGCUACUCCUGCGCUGUGCUUUGUCUACAAUUUGCAUCUGAACUGCUUUACUUGGACUACGAUGCUUUCAGAUCUUUCAGCCUGACUAAAUCAUUUUUAAAUCAAUAAUUACUGACUGCUUGAUUAUCCUCCCGGGUUCAUGUUGUGCACAAAAGGCCUUUGGUUACACUGUAAAUUCUUUUGACACAGUUAGUGCCAAACCAAGAAAUCUUGCCUGCCUCAUUUAUUUUUUUCAUUAUCAAUAAUGAAUCAGAUAGGACGUCUAACAUGUGCAUAUUGAAGUAUUAAACAUAUCUGUAUCUUUCACAUGUUAAACUUAAUUUAUCAACAUAUUCUUGUUUAUUAAAUGAAAAUGGAUUAAAUAUCAUACAGUAUUUAUGAAAGGUUUAUAUGUUACAUGUUUGUUUUUUUUAUUUUCAAAAUUAAAUACUGAUAUAACUUGCCAGCA